UUGAUUUGUGUGGUUGUAUCAGUUGCCGGCACGUGUCUACCCAUAUAUGGUGUGAGCGAAGGCGAGUCCUGUCAAUCAAACGACGAGUGCGAGACUGGGCUGAGCUGUCAGUACGACGACCACUAUGUCAUCAAUCCGUCGGCGCUGUAUCAGGUGAAGGGCCGGCGCUCGUGUCAGCCCACUCUCGGCAGAGAAAUGAUGAAAAAACAGUACAAUAAUGAAUGUCAGACGAGUUCCGAGUGCGACUCGAGCCGAGGCCUGUGCUGUCAAGUGAUCAAACGGCACCGACAGGCGCCCCGAAAGCUGUGCUACUAUUUCUCGGACCCCCAGUCCUGUGUGGGUGCGGUCGACGUGACGUACGCCAAGCCUUUGCAUCAUUUGCCAAACUCUAACGUACUCUUCAAAGCGAGAAUUGGCUAAAGAAUUUCGCGGCCAAAAAGCGCACAGAAUAUUCUGUGUCUCGUUUAGCACUAAUAUAUAGUCAUUAUUAUAGGGGAGGGGCGCACAGGGAGAGCACCGACACCUACAUUACCACAUAGCAUAUGAUAGACUUUAUAAUACAGAUUAUCAAACCCUUUACUUGCCAUACAUUACAUACCUUUCCCACACAUAUGGAUAGAAGAGAUAUCUGUGACAAAAAU
Messenger RNA from Medioppia subpectinata, 641 nucleotides. NCBI's taxonomy places the organism in Eukaryota, Metazoa, Arthropoda, Arachnida, Sarcoptiformes, Oppiidae. The record is from the annotation of a GenBank genome assembly.